UUCACCAGCCAUCUCCUCCAGACCCACGGACCAAGCCCGAGGAGUCCAGGCUGAUGGGCGCUCGCCUCUCCCCUGAGGCCAACACGGAGGCACCCCGGGAGGCCCUUAGCUUCCACGGGGACGCCACAGGCGCGCAGGUGCAUCUGGACACACUGCGGUGCACUGCUCGCAGGUGCGCCACGUUCCAUGAUGGCAUCGUAUUCAGCCAGCGGCCCGUGUGGCCUGGAGAGCGUGUGGCGCUGCGUGUACUGCGUCACGAGGACGGCUGGUGCGGUGGCCUCCGAGUGGGCUUCACCCGCCUGGACCCCGCACACGUGACCACAGCCUGCCUGCCGCCCUUCGUGUGCCCAGACCUGGAGGAACAGAGCCCGACGUGGGCGGCGCUGCUCCCAGAGGGCUAUGUGCGCGCGGGGAACGUGGUCUGCUUCUGGGUGAACCGCCGGGGCUGGCUCUUCGCCAAGGUCAACGCUGGCCGCCCGCUCCUGCUGCGCAAAGACGUGCUGGUGGGCGCCCCGCUCUGGGCGGUGAUGGAUGUGUAUGGAACCACGAAGGCCAUUGAGCUGUUGGAUCCCAAAGCCACCACUUCCAUCCCCAGUGAGAACGCUGUGCCUGAGGCCACACCUGGGGAAGAGUGUAUCAUCUGCUUCCACCACACUGCCAACACCCGCCUCCUGCCCUGUGGCCACUCACAUUUCUGUGCCUCCUGCGCCUGGCACAUCUUCAGGGACACAGCCAGGUGCCCCGUGUGUCGCUGGCAGAUCGAGGAAGUGGUUGCAGUGCCAUCAUUGAAGACUGGGGAAGGCUCCUGAGAAAAAGGCUUCUCAACAUGGGUGUCAGAUGGGGCCUAGCUCUGGGGCACGCCCCUGCAGAGGGAGAAACCUCUGCCUGGACGUAGGUCAUCAAGACUGGUCAUGGGUCUGCAAGACUGGUCAGCAAUGAGGAAGGCUCAGUGACUCCCAAGCAGUUGGGUUGUGGCCAGUGUGGCAAGGAGAGACCUCUCUGUCCACAUCAGGAUGCCUCUAGAAUGGCAGGGGCAGACACCGCCCUUGUUUUACAACUGAGGACAUGAAAGGAUCUGCAUCUGAUGGAAGGCCUGCAGCCCCUGAGUACCAAGGACCAGGAGCAAGGAAGCAGGGAGGUGGAAUGAAUCCACAUGGAAACAGAAGCUGAGUCACCUCCACAAGUGUCCAUCAGGUGAUUCACAGUGAUCUUAGGGGUGGUUGUGAGGUCCUGGUGAGAUUGCACAGUGGAAGAGGAUUCAGCUCAUCACCCACACACA
This is a messenger RNA of Nannospalax galili (Upper Galilee mountains blind mole rat), 1279 nucleotides long. It is a transcript of the gene Neurl3, whose product is annotated as neuralized E3 ubiquitin protein ligase 3. The coding region runs from base 54 to 809 and encodes 251 amino acids. Lineage: Eukaryota; Metazoa; Chordata; Mammalia; Rodentia; Spalacidae. The record is from RefSeq and is a predicted model, not a curated record. The transcript is spliced from 4 exons.